This is a messenger RNA of Drosophila takahashii, 2462 nucleotides long. The record is from RefSeq and is a predicted model, not a curated record. NCBI's taxonomy places the organism in Eukaryota, Metazoa, Arthropoda, Insecta, Diptera, Drosophilidae.
UACCCAAAACGGAAAACCGAAAACCGAAAACCCAAUACCCACUCCAAGUGGGUGCGAUUCCAAUCAACCCCAGUAGCCAUGAUUGUUAACGUUAAUGGCGUCGAUGUCGUUGCUGUUUUGUGACUGCCCCCGUCCCACGUUGGCCAUGCCAAAACAAUUCUCUCGCGGAUUAUUAUGGAUUGCCAGCUAUAAUGAUGAGUCACGGCCUGGCCUGGCCCCAUUGGCAAACAAAGAUGGAACAGCAGACAACGCAGCAGCAGCAGCAGCAACAGCAACAAUUGCAACAGCAGCAGCAGCAACAGCAGCAGGCUCUGACCAAGCAGCAGCUCCAAUUGCUGGACAAGAUCAAGCUCGAGUCCAGCAACGGUGCCGAGCAACUGGCCCAGCAGGCGGCCAGCAAUCUGGAGGAGCAACAGGAGCAGCAGCAGCAGCAACCUGCAACAUCAGUGGGCGUGGUGGUGCAGACCAGCCAAGCGGGAGUUAGCGAGCCGGAGGAGCAGUACGUGGUGGUGCCGCGCAUCCAGCGACGCAUCCUCACCACAGCGGGAACACUUGAGUUAAACGAGGCUCGCGAGGGAGAGCCCAGCACUAACGCCAGCAACGCCAGCUCGGGAUCCGCUCCGGAUAGCCACAUUGAGUACCAGCGCAGUGCGCACCACUCGCCGGGAGCCCCGGCCACCCACUACGUGCAGAUGGCGCCACGCAACGCGGAGGUGCCGGAGCAGGUGGGAACCGCAGCCGGAGCACCACCUGGCCCCAUAUUCGCCUAUUCCUCCGGCCAGAUCAUCUGCGCCGGCGACGAUGUGGCGGCCAUUAAAAUAGAGACCAUCGAGAAGGGUGAGCCAUCGGCUGAGUCGCAACAGCAGCAGCAACUGCAGCAACACCAGCAGCAGCAACAGCAAUGUCCCACGCCCAACGGCGGCAGCUAUGGUGAGACCAUAGUGAUCAGCAGCGAGGCGGAGGCACUGCAGCACCACCACCAGCAGCAGCAGCAGCAGCAACACCAGCAGCAGCAACAGCAACACCACCAACAUCAGGCGGCAGCUGCAGCAGCGGCGGCGGCCCAAGCGGUCCACAUAGCCACCAGUUCGCAUGGCGGCACCGUUCGCUUCGUGACCGACGAUGGACGCUUCACCACCGCCGGCCCGGAGACCUCCACCUCGAAUCUUUACUACGACGCCCCCGUGGUGGACGGCAGUGUGCAUGCCAACGAGUCGAAGACCUACGCCGAUCUGGGCAACGCCUACGCCUCCUUCCCGCCCAGUUCGAGCUUCAGCAGCAACAGCUAUGCGGCCACCCUGCAGCAGGGCAACACCAUCUACAGUGUCCCCGGAACCGGUCAGUUCCUGGCCAAGUCGGAGUCGGGAUUGAAUCAGCUGCGCCAGGCUGGACCGGCCACCUUCCAGACGAUAUCCUUCAACGACGGCGGCAACGCCAUCGAGGCUCUGUGGACAUCGCCCGCUCCGCCGGAGUACCAGAAUGUGCCCUUCGGCAACUUCCAUCCGCAGGUGAUUGAUGAGUAUGGAACGGGCAACAUGACCGCCACCCACUGGUCGCCCGCCGGCAGCAUCGGUCAGUACGAUGGCAGUCUGGUGACCGCCUCGUCCACCUCGUCCCCGAACCACGAACUGAAGUGCGAGAACUGCCACUCGCCGUUCAUGCGCAAGGGCAGCGAGUACUUCUGCCCCAACUGCCCGCCCUUCAUGCGGAUGGCGCCGCGGAUGCCGCAGCGGCAGGCGAAGCCCAAGGCCGCCGCCGCCCCCAACAAUCGGCGCAACGGGGUGACCUGCGCCAACUGCCAGACCAACUCGACGACCCUGUGGCGGCGCAACAACGAGGGCAAUCCCGUGUGCAACGCCUGCGGACUGUACUACAAGCUGCACAACAUGAACCGCCCACUGUCGAUGAAGAAGGAGGGCAUCCAGAAGCGCAAGCGGAAGCCGAAGAACAACGGAGGAGCUCCCAUGCACCGGACAGCGCUGCCAAGCAUGUCCCAAGGAGUCAACCUGAUGGCGAACAGUCCCCUGUAUCCAUCCCAAGUCCCAGUGAGCAUGCUGAAUAGUCAGCAGAACGCCAGUCCGGAGCUGCAUGAUAUGUCGACGACGGGUCCAGCGGGUGGCGGUGGCCAGCGGGUGGUGGCCAUUUCGCUGAAUUCGACAGCACCACCGCCCACCACCGACGGAACGCUGAACAUGUCCGCUCGCCACCACGUGACCGGUGAGAGCCACUCGCCCUACAGCCAGCAGUCGACGCCCCAAAGUCAGUCGCCGCAUCUGCCCAGCACGGUGGCGAUAAACCGCCAGAUAGUCCAACCAGUUCCCACCAUCGAAAGCGGUCGCAGUUCCAAUAGCGAACUCACCCCCAGCGUAAUCACACGCACUGGACUGCCAGAGCGAUCAUCGAAUAACUAAGCUAGCACCUUGACCUUUAACUUCGAACUUUAAACUUAAACUAACUUUAAA